AAACGUACAUAACACGCUGAAAGAAUGAAUAGACCAUUUCGUAUUUCGGUGUCGUAUCGUGAACUUCGUAUCGUAAUUAGGUGAAUUUUCAUAAUCAAAAAUGACAAAAUCAGCAGGAACUGUGAAUCAAGUUCUAUCACUGAUGACAGUGGCUUUUAACGAACUGACAAUCGGAAUCGCAAAUGGCUGGGUAGCACCUACAUUGAACGGUUUACGAACCCCCGGAGGUGAACUCUCUGUCACAAUAGAAGAAAGUUCAUGGAUCGCUUCAUUGGACCAUUUUGGAAAAAUAUUCGGAGCAAUUUUUACCGCAUUUAUACUCGAUAUCGUGGGCAGAAAAAUUCUACUCACUGCCAGCGCAUUCGUACUCUUCGCAAUUUGGGUAAUCGUCAUGUUCACAAGAUCUGUACCUAUACUUUACGUAAUGAGAAUAAUGUUCGGCGUAUUUGUGGGCCUAAACGAUGGCACAAAUUCCAAUUACUUGGCUGAAAACAGUUCCCCGUACAUUCGAGGGGUAUUCGGAGCUGUCUGCAUAACCCUUUACUAUAUCGGUUUACUCGCCGAGUUCACCAUCGCUACCUACUGCUCGUACAGCAAUACCGCCCUUAUCAACGUAAUUAUCACAUUUUUAGCCUUCUUGCCAGUUAUAUGGAUCAAAGAACCAGUGCAAUUUUUACUCAUGAAAGGAAAAAUAGCCAAGGCAGAGAAGAAUUUUGCCUGGUUGCACGGCAGCAACAUGAACAGCGAAGAGAUCAAAGUGGAAUUUGAACGAAUUAAACAGAACGCACAAGCUGAAAAUUUGAAAAAAUCCUCCUUUAAAAAAACAAUCACAGCUCCGGCUAAUUACAAAAGUAUGUUCAUCAUGAUCACCAUCCAUGCAUUAGCUGGAAGCACAGGGUAUUUUCCAGUCAUGUCGUACGCUUCGAUAGCUUUCUCAGCUUCGGAUAUCUUGACUCCGAAUGAAUUUACUGUACUAUUUGGUAUUGCUCAAACUCUAGUCGUAGCUCUAACAUCUUUCGUCAUUAGCCGUUUUAGUCGUAGGACGAUCAUCUUGAUCUCAUUUUCAUUGAUCGCUGCCAGUCACGCUGUGACCACCGGAUUGUAUUACGUUAACUCCAAUGUGGUGGCCAUUCCUUAUUUUCCUUGGCUGAUCUUUGCCUCGAUUACGUUUUACGCCAGCGUUUACGCUUUCGUUUAUCCAGUCGUAUUCGUUAUUCGAGGAGAAUUGUUCCCUUUGAGUGUGAAGGCUACCGGAGGUUGUCUUUCUGUCAUUGCUUUUUCAACUACUAGUUUCUUGACCACAAAGAUGUUCUUAUAUAUUUCAAAUGCCUACGGAAUCGAAGCAAAUUUCUUGCUGUUUGCUUUUCUCACCCUUCUUACUAUUCUAUUCGUAUAUAUUUUCUUGCCUGAGACGAAAAAUAAAUCGUUGAUUGAAAUACAAGAAAUGCUCGAAAAGAAUGAUUAAUUUAUCCGAAUGAUUUCAGUGAGGAUACUUCUGAAUUUUUCUUUCGUCACAGUGGUAAAUUCCGAACACUGUAUGCAUUUACCCCCCCCCCCCCGCAGGUUUAUUGAACUCCAUUUUUCAGCAGUAAAAUGCAUAAUUUUCAUCACUGUGAAGUGUGAGUGAUAUGGGAAUUCAUCAAUGAAAAUGAAAAACGCCAAGAGACAUUUUCAAAUUUUUUAGGUCUCACUCUAGAUUACAUCUAUAAACUGCUCAAGAUGAAAAUUAGUCAAAAAAUAAGCGUGAUAAUAUUUAUGGAUGUUAUAAUGUUUCAGAAAAUAUAAUUUAAGAAUGAUUUAUAAAAGUAGGUAUGUAUGUAAAAGUUUUGAAAAUAAGCUCAAAAUAUUGUUACCUACACAGUACAAGGAUGAUUAACUAUUUUGUGAUAUUUUUAAUAAUAUGUAGUCAUUUUUCAUUUUUCAGUA
Molecule: messenger RNA, 1926 nt
Organism: Planococcus citri (citrus mealybug)
Lineage: Eukaryota; Metazoa; Arthropoda; Insecta; Hemiptera; Pseudococcidae
Product: solute carrier family 2, facilitated glucose transporter member 6-like
Exons: 2
Coding region: 101-1465 (454 amino acids)
Biological process (GO): transmembrane transport
Cellular component (GO): membrane
Molecular function (GO): transmembrane transporter activity
Source: RefSeq, a predicted model, not a curated record